Sipha flava (yellow sugarcane aphid) is the source of this 750-nucleotide messenger RNA. RefSeq names its product zinc finger MYM-type protein 1-like. The transcript is spliced from 3 exons. The record is from RefSeq and is a predicted model, not a curated record. NCBI's taxonomy places the organism in Eukaryota, Metazoa, Arthropoda, Insecta, Hemiptera, Aphididae. The coding region runs from base 1 to 750 and encodes 249 amino acids.
AUGAAAUCAUUUGAGCUUGCACUCCGAGGUUACGAUGAAAAAUUAAAUUCAGAAAAUCCCGGCGUAUUUCGAGGUCUUAUAAACUUUAGUUCAGAGUUAGAUUCGGUACUAAAAUGUCAUAUUGAGAACUCUUCGGUAUUUAAAGGUUUAUCCAAAUCAAUCCAAAAUGAUUUACUAGAAUGUUGUUUAGCUGUAUGUCAACAAAGAAUUAAAAAUGAAAUAAAACAAGCAGAAUAUAUUUCUGUAAUUGCUGACGAAACAACUGACGUAUCUGCUCAGUUUCAAUUGUCAAUAAUAUUUAGAUAUUUACUAUCGGAUGGAACACCAGUAGAAAGGUUUUGGGGAUUUUUCAAUCCUAUUGGACACGAUGCGAAAUCGUUGUCUGAAUGCAUAAUAUUCAAUUUGGAAAAAGUCCUAGAGUCACCAGAUAUGUUGAUUUGUCAGAGUUACGACGGCGCAAACGUGAUGAGUGGACGUCUCAAAGGUGUACAAAAAAUAAUAAACAAUAGCUAUAAAAAUGCACAUUUCAUACAUUGCUAUGCUCAUCAGCUUAAUUUAAUUUUAAUUCAAGCAACUUCACAAAAUCAGUCAUUAAUUGAAUGUAUGAAAGAAAUUGAAUCAACAUUUAAUCAAACCAUAGCAAUUAAUCAAGCUAGAGCUUUGCAUCGGAUGUUAAUUGAUGAUAGAUUUAUAUUUUGGUUAAGAGUGUUUCAUUCUUUAAUGCCCCAUGUUGAUAUUCUAUAUAAUUAA